AGUCCUCCAUCACGGCGAUCAACGUCCCCACGAGCCGCGCCGAACCUCGACGCCCGCCAACCGAAGCCACCGGCAUCUCGACGGCACCUCGAAUACACAAUGGCUUCCUCCCGGGGUGUGUCGCCCGGAGGCGCGCUCCUCCGUACCUCGCGCAUGUUUUCGCUGCCUCCAGUGAUCCCCCCUCCGCCCGGCAACAAGCUUCAGAUGAUUAGCGAGAGAGCCUCGGCCACCGAAGCAUACCCGACUCACCAGGUCCUUACCACCUUUGAAUCCUCCCGCUCUCGUGGAGACUGGGGUCUGAAGCGCCCGCUCCCCCUCAAGUCAACUACCGGCACUACGUAUCCCAUGGUCAAGGUCAAGGAGAUGGACUCGCUCGAACAGAUUACCGACUUCACCUCCGGCACCCAACACGGCCUCACGCUCAAGAAGUUCCAAGCCCUGAACAUCCCGAUCAGCACACCAUCCGAAAUCAGCGAUCCCUCCCGACUUUUCCGCCCCGUCCAGCGGUCCGUCUUCGAGGCCGAUACCGAUGUGACUGCCUUCAGCACCGACGAGCAAAUCCAAGAAGCCGAAAAGAGGUGGAAGUUCAGCGGUCCUUGGCUGGCCGGCAUGACCCCCGGCGAGUUCAAGGAUUACCUCGCCAAGACCGUCAGACCCAAGCGCGCCGAGUUCCGCAAAUUCAUUCAGAAGAAGAUUGCGGCUCAGAAGACUGAGGCCGCAAACAGGGAGCUUCAGGAGACGGCUGCUUUGAGGGGUGACGCGGUUGCGGAGACACAAGAGCCGUUCAAGCCGGAGUCUAUCACGGACGACGAGGUGACCGAGUACCUGCGCCGCCUGCGCAACGAUAACCAGGUACUCUACGAUUUGGUCGGCCAGUUCUUGGAUCUCGCACCACUCAAGCCUCCUCAGGCUGCUGAAGCGCGCCAACACUCCUUGAUGGUCAACCUGCGCGCAACCGACAGCCCGUACGGUGGACGCGGUCCUCCCAUCACCCACCCCUCGGCCGGUAUCUCAUACCUCCGUACUGCGGCCUACCUCAACAACCACCCGAUUUACGGUCCGCAGAAGAGCCACCCGCCCGUCCAGGCUAGAGUGCUCAAGCCGCGCAAGGGAGGUCUUGGAAACGAUGCCAAGAUUGGCGUUGCUGGCUUCGUCGCCGAUGGACCACUUGGCACAAGCCACAGCAACCUGAGGGGCAACACCGUUAUGGACAAGUUCGAUCCCAGCAUUGAGGGCGGUGCCAAGCUCUGGGUCAACGUUGACAAGGCGACGGUCGACUCGACUGGCCGCGUACAGCUGACUGUUAGUGAUGCCAAGGCGACGGAUGUUCUCAUCGCCAAAGAAUUGAUUGGCGAAGCCCGUGAACCCAUCUUCGGCUCUGCCCCCAAGCGCCAGGAAAAGAUCUUCAAGAAGAUCCCUAUGACUGCUGCAAGGCUGAGGGGCAGAUACGAGAACUCUGACUCGCCCUCAUCACCUACCAUGUCGGGCUCGUCUGGAUAUGGUUUACGGUAAAUCGGCCGACAAGCAGAAGUGGGGACACGAAUGCUUCGCGGUGAGCAGUCAAUGAGAUACCCAAAAUCUGGCAAGAAGACUGAAGGGACGCGGUUGGGAUCUUCGCAGGCCGUGUAGGUGUAAAUUACUGAUGGGCAUACUUAUCACCGCUCUCAAAUCAGUCAUAAAACAGACAGUCCAUUGUAACAUUCUAAGCUGUAAAUAUAGACCGGUUCAUGAAAA
Messenger RNA from Neurospora hispaniola, 1734 nucleotides. RefSeq names its product mitochondrial ribosomal protein MRP51. Gene Ontology annotation, molecular function: structural constituent of ribosome. Lineage: Eukaryota; Fungi; Ascomycota; Sordariomycetes; Sordariales; Sordariaceae. Gene Ontology annotation, cellular component: mitochondrial small ribosomal subunit. The record is from RefSeq and is a predicted model, not a curated record. The transcript has a single exon. The coding region runs from base 100 to 1512 and encodes 470 amino acids. Gene Ontology annotation, biological process: mitochondrial translational initiation.